This is a messenger RNA of Phyllostomus hastatus (greater spear-nosed bat), 7635 nucleotides long. Its product is annotated as trichohyalin-like. The transcript is spliced from 7 exons. Lineage: Eukaryota; Metazoa; Chordata; Mammalia; Chiroptera; Phyllostomidae. The record is from RefSeq and is a predicted model, not a curated record. The coding region runs from base 60 to 6593 and encodes 2177 amino acids. Gene Ontology annotation, molecular function: calcium ion binding; transition metal ion binding.
UUCAACUUCUCAAUCUUCUGCUCAUUCCUCCUUACACAGGUUCACUUGUCUUUGCCAAAAUGGCUCAACUCCUGAACAGUAUAUUCACCGUGAUCAAGAUAUUCCAGAAAUAUGCUAAAGAGGAUGGGGACUGUGCCUUACUGUGCAAGAAGGAGUUGAAGCAACUGCUCUUGGCUGAGUUUGGAAACAUCCUCCGGAGACCAAAUGACCCAGAGACUGUGGAAACCAUCUUGAGCCACUUGGAUAAAGACAGAAAUGGACAUGUUGAUUUUCAAGAAUAUCUCUUGUUGGUGUUCCAGUUGGCCCAAGCUUGCUAUCAUAAGCUGGAAAAUGAGUCACAUGGAAAUAAAACUUCCCAGCAAGAAGGAGAGCAGGAGGGAACACAAGACCAUAAGUUUCCAGGAACUGCAGGCAGACAACACAGGCAGAGGCAUGAGGGAGAAAGGCAGGACUUUCACCACAGUCAAUCUGAUGGACAAAACCAGGACAUCCGCCAGGAUCAAACUGAGAGACAAGAUAGAGAUUCCCACUACGGUCAGUCUGAGAAACAGGAUCAGGACUCCCACCAUGGUCAGUCUGAAACAACAGAUAGGAACUCCUAUGAUCAUUCUGAGAGGCAAGGUCAGGACUCCAGCUCUGAUCAAAGACUGAGUCAUAAAUCUAGCAGCGGCCAUCCUGGAAGACAAGGAUAUAUCUUUGCCCUAAAUCCGUGUGAGAGACAAGUUCAGUCCGAAAGGCUUAGACAACAAGCAAGCUAUCACCAGCCUGGAAGACUUGGAGAGGACUCUUGUUCUAGCCAAACCAACCAGCAGGAAUCAGGCUCUUAUUAUGGAUAUUCUGUGAGGCUGGGUCAAGAAUCAGGCUGCCAUAGUUCCCACUAUGGUCAGACAGACAGACAAGGCCAGGGUUCCCACUAUGGUCAGACAGACAGACAAGACCAAAGUUCCCACCAUGGUCAGACAGACAGACAAGGCCAGAGUUCCCACCAUGGUCAGACAGACAGACAAGGCCAGAGUUCCCACCAUGGUCAGACAGACAGACAAGGCCAGGGUUCCCACUAUGGUCAGACAGACAGACAAGGCCAGAGUUCCCACCAUGGUCAGACAGACAGACAAGGCCAGGGUUCCCACUAUGGUCAGACAGACAGACAAGACCAAAGUUCCCACCAUGGUCAGACAGACAGACAAGGCCAGAGUUCCCACUAUGGUCAGACAGACAGACAAGACCAAAGUUCCCACCAUGGUCAGACAGACAGACAAGGCCAGGGUUCCCACUAUGGUCAGACAGACAGACAAGGCCAGGGUUCCCACUAUGGUCAGACAGACAGACAAGGCCAGAGUUCCCACCAUGGUCAGACAGACAGACAAGGCCAGAGUUCCCACUAUGGUCAGACAGACAGACAAGGCCAGGGUUCCCACUAUGGUCAGACAGACAGACAAGGCCAGGGUUCCCACUAUGGUCAGACAGACAGACAAGGCCAGGGUUCCCACUAUGGUCAGACAGACAGACAAGGCCAGAGUUCCCACUAUGGUCAGACAGACAGACAAGGCCAGAGUUCCCACCAUGGUCAGACAGACAGACAAGGCCAGGGUUCCCACUAUGGUCAGACAGACAGACAAGGCCAGGGUUCCCACUAUGGUCAGACAGACAGACAAGGCCAGGGUUCCCACCAUGGUCAGACAGACAGACAAGGCCAUAGUUCCCACUAUGGUCAGACAGACAGACAAGGCCAGAGUUAUCAGUAUGGUCAGACAGACAGACAAGGUCAGAGCUCUCAAUAUAGUCAGUCAGAGACUGGGGAGACCGGACAGAAUAGGUGCUCCCAUAGACGUGAGAGAGUAAGCAGAGGUUCAUAUGUUGAGCAAUCAGGAAGGUCAGGGAGACCAACUCAACAGACUCAAGGACAGAAUGUGAGCCGAGAUCAAGGACAGAGAUUUCAAUCUAGGGAAGGGCAGAAGAACAGCCAUGAGGCAUCAGAGCCUGAAGAAGAUAGACAACACCACCAACACAAACUUGUAGCACAAAUCUGGCAAGAAAAGCCACAUUGUCACAAAGAGAGUAGUGGGCAAUUGUGCAGUAGUGAGCAGGGCCACAGCCAGGCCCAGACCAGGGAGAGUUGUGGUGAGGGGCAGAGCCACCAGGCAGAGGAAGAGCAGGGCCACCAAAUCCAGGGUAGACAUGGUUGUAAGAGUCAGGAAACUCCAUGUGAGGAAGAGGACAGGCAAACCCAUGAAGAUAAGCAAAACCAUCAAAGACAAAACAGGCAAACCCAUGAAGAGGAUCAAAAUGGCCAGCAACAACAGAAUAAGCAAACCCAUAAGAAGAAAGAAAGAUAUCAAGGGUCCCAGAAUCAGCAUUCUCAUGGAACCCAGCAAGGCUGUGCUAACAGAGAAAAAUUCCUCAUAAAUGAGGAUGUCCAGAGCCAAGGCUCCCAGGGAAGGCACAAGGACAAAGCCUUCUAUCCAACCCAGAGUGGUGGGAGGCCCCCAAAAAGAGAAGAGGGUGAAAGUCACCAUACCAAGGCAGCUCUUGCUCCCAACCCCCUCUAUGACUAUCUACAAGAGCAGAAAGCUCAUAAGCACGUUUACUUGAAUUUAGGGGGAAAAAUGUCUCCACUUCUGAGAAGCAUCUUUGAUAUCACUGAAGUUUUCAAUCAAUAUGCCUCACAUAAUUGUGAUGGAGCAGCACUAUGCAAGAAAGACCUGAAGAAUCUCCUUGAAAGAGAAUUUGGAGCUGUCCUUCAGAGACCACAUGAUCCUGAAACGGUAGAUCUGGUCCUAGAACUUCUGGAUCGCGACUGUAACGGGCUUAUAGAUUUCAAUGAGUUCCUCCUGUUCAUUUUCAAGGUGGCUCAAGCUUGUUAUUAUGCCCUCGCGGAGGCCUCAGGGCUAGUGGAGAAGGGAGACAAGUGUGAGGGAAAGGGGAACCCAUUACAAGAUCGCAGGCAAGAAGGCCAAAGGAGGUUUGAGCCCCGGGAGAGACAGUUGGAAGAAGAACGCAGGCAGAAGAGGCAACAACAAGAGAGGGAGUUCACCGAAGAAGCGGAGCAGAGGGAGAAGGAAGAGAGACAUGAGCAAGGGCUGCAAAGGCAAGAAUGGGAAGCGCGCCUUGAGGAGGAAGAGCCGCUGCACAGGUGCAAGAGACUGGUGCCUGAGGAGUUUCCUGUCCAAGAGAGGAGGCGAGAAAGGCAGGAGCAGCGAGAGCGCCAGGAAGAGGAGCAACUACCCCGGCGGGAAGGGCAGGAGCUGAGGAGGGAGCACCUGGAGAAAGAAGAGCAGCUUCAAAGGCAGAGGCGUGAGCGCCGGGAGCGUUUGGAGCAGGAGAGGCGCCAGCAGCAGCUCAGGCGAGAGCAAGAGCUCAGGCGUGAGCAGGAACCACGCUUGGAACAGAAGCUGAGGCGCCAGCAGGAGCUGAGGCGGGAACAGGAAGAAAGGCGUGAACAGGAGCCGGUCUUGGAGCAGCUGAAGCGCGAGCAGGAGGAGAGGCAUCAGCAGGAGCUGAGGCGCAAGCAAGAGCUGAGGCGCGAGCAGGAGCCGCUCUUGGAGCAAAUGAGGCGUGAGCAGCAGCUGGCUGAGGAAGAGGUACAACAGGAAGAGGCCAGUGAGCAGGACGAGAGCCACACUUUGAGGUGGCAGCGGCAGCUGGAAAGUGAGGCCGACGCCCGACAGAGCAAAGUCUACUCGAGGCCCCGCAGGCAGGAGCCGCAGAGGCGCCACCAGGAGCAAGAGGAAGAGGAGAGGCGGCUCCAGGAGCGCGAGCUGGGACUGCAAGAGCGGGAAGAGGAUGCCCAGUGGCCAAGGCGUACCCCCCGAGAGGAGCGCGAGAGGCAGCUGCGCCAGGAGGAAGAAGAGCAGCUCCGGAACCUCAAGUGGCAGUGGCAGGCUGAGCAAGAAAGUGAGAGGCGCAGCCAGAGGCUGUCGGCCAGGCCCCCAUUGCAAGAGCGGGAGCAGCGGGACCGGCAGCUGAAGGCGGAGCAACGCCAGGAGCCUGGACAACUGCUCCAAGAGGAGGAGCUGCGCAGACAACGACUCAAGAGGGAGCAGGAGCUGCAGUUCCGCGAGGAGGAGCAGCUCCAGGAGGAGUACCUCCAAGAGGAUCAGGAGAGGGAGCGGGGCCAGCAGCUACGCCGCGACCAAAAAUCGAGGUGGCCACUAGAAGAGGACAGCCAGAGACGCCGCCUCACUCAAUACACCAAGCCAGCUGAACGCGAACAGCUGCAGGGGGAGGAAGAGCGGCAGCAACGGGAGAAGAGGUUUCAGGAACGGGAGAGACAGUAUCGGGAGGAAGAGCAGCUGCUAAAGGAGGAAAGAGAGGAGCAACGCCUUCAGGAAGAAGACAGAAAGUUCCGUGAGGAGGAACAGCUUCUCCGAGAAAGGGAAGAACAGCUGCGCCACCAGGAACGCGACGGAAAAUUCCGUGAGGAGGAACAGCUCCUGCAGGAACGGGAAGAAAGGCAGCUGCUUCUCCAAGAGAGCGACAGAAAGCUCCACCAGGAGGUGCAGCAACUCCGCCGCCAGGAACGCGAGCAACAGCUUCGUCAGCAGCGCGACAGAAAAUAUCGUGAGGAGAAACAGUUUCUCCGGGAGAGGGAAGAACAGCUGCUUCGCCAAGAGCGCGACAGAAAAUUCCGUGAGGAGGAACAGCUCCUUCAGGAAAGGGGAGAAGAGCUGCGUCGCCAGGAACGCGACAGAAAAUUCCGUGAGGAGGAACAGCUCCUUCAGGAAAGGGGAGAACAGCUGCGUCGCCAGGAACGCGACAGAAAAUUCCGUGAGGAGGAACAGCUCCUUCAGGAAAGGGGAGAACAGCUGCGUCGCCAGGAACGCGACAGAUAUCUACGGGAGGAGGAACAGCUCCUUCAGGAAAGAGGAGAACAGCAGCUGCGUCGCCAAGAGCACGACAGAAAAUUCCGUGAGGAGGAACAGCUCCUUCAGGAAAGUGGAGAACAGCUGAGUCGCCGGGAACGCGACAGAAAAGUCCGUGAGGAGGAACAGCUCCUUCAGGAAAGGGGAGGACAACUGCGUCGUCAAGAGCGCGACAGAAAUCUACGCGAGGAGCAACAGCUCCUUCAGGAAAGGGAAGAACAGCUGCGUCGCCAGGAACGUGACAGAAAAUUCCGUGAGGAAGAACAGCUUCUAGAGGAAAGGGGAGAACAACUGCGUCGCCAGGAACGCGACAGAAAAUUCCGUGAGGAGGAACAGCUCCUUCAGGAAAGGGGAGAACAGCAGCUGCGUCGCCAGGAACGCGACAGAAAAUUCCGUGAGGAGGAACAGCUCCUUCAGGAAAGGGGAGAACAGCUGCGACGCCAGGAACGCGACAGAAAAGUCCGUGAGGAGGAACAGCUCCUUCAGGAAAGGGGAGAACAGCAGCUGCGUCGCCAGGAACGCGACAGAAAAAUCCGUGAGGAGGAACAGCUCCUUCAGGAAAGGGGAGAACAGCUGCGUCGCCAAGAGCGUGACAGGUAUCUACGGGAGGAGGAACAGCUCCUUCAGGAAAGGGGAGAACAGCAACUGCGUCGCCAAGAGAGCGACAGAAAAUUCCGUGAGGAGGAACAGCUCCUUCAGGAAAGGGGAGAACAACAGCUGCGACGCCAGGAACGCGACAGAAAAUUCCGUGAGGAGGAACAGCUCCUUCAGGAAAGGGGAGAACAGCUGCAUCGCCAAGAGCGUGACAGGUAUCUACGGGAGGAGGAACAGCUCCUUCAGGAAAGGGGAGAACAGCAGCUGCGUAGCCAAGAGCGCGACAGAUAUCUACGCGAGAAGGGACAGCAACUGCGCCGCCAGGAACGAGAGCAACAGCUUCGCCAGGAGCAGGACAGAGAAUCCGGUGAGGAGGAACAGCUUCUCCAAAAAAGGGAAGAACAACUGCGCCGCCAGGAACGUGAAAGAAAAUUCCGUGAGGGGGAACAGCUUCUCCGGGAACGAGAAGACCAGCAGCUGCGUCGCCAAGAGAGCGACAGAAAGCUCCGAGAGGAGGUACAGCAACUGCGCCGCCAGGAACGGGAGCAACAGCAAGAAAGAGAAUUUCAGAAGGAGGAACAGUUUCUCCAAGAAAGAGAACAGUUGCGCCGCCAGGAACGCGACAGGAAAUUUCGUGAGGGUGAACAGUUCCUCCAGGAAAGGGAAGAACAGCAGCGGCGUCGCCAAGAGCGCGACAGGUAUCUACCUGAGGAGGAACAACAGCUGCGCCGCCAGGAACGCGAGCAACAGCUGGUCCAGGAACGAGAAGAACAGCAGCUGCGUCGCCGAGAAGAGCAGCAGCAGCAGCGGGAGGAACGAGAACUGGGGCGCCGGCAGGUGCUAAAACAGCAGUACCGAGAAGAGGAGCCAUUUGCUCGGGAGAAGAGACGUCUUCAGGAACAGAAACUGCGGCAAGAAGAGCAGAGACGCCGCCAAGAGCCGGAAAGGAAACUCCGGGAAGAGAAGCUCCGCCGCCAGCUUGAGGAGGUGCAGAGGCGUGGCCAAGUCCGGGAGGAAAAAGAAAAGGGCCGUCAGCAGAUUCUGGAAUCUGGCAAGGGUCAGUUUGCCAGUGCCCCUGUGCGCUCCAGCCCUCUCUAUGAGUACAUCCAAGAGCAGAGAUCCCAACACCGCCCUUAAGAAAUGCCCUAUUCCAACACUUGGCCAAAGCUUCAGCAAAGGGAAAUGGGAAGCACUGGGUACCAAAUGACUGAAAUGAUUUUGGUUGUGGGAAAACUCAGAUGUUAGAAUAUGUCUUUAAUCCAAAAUCUUAAACUAUACUCAUUCCAUGUACUUUGUACUUCUACCUUUUAUUCUCCCUCAAGUAGUUCUUUACUGCAGGAUAUCUUUGGUGCAGAUGUGGUGACCAUUUUAAAAAACAAAUCAUUUAAUUUGUUUAAGGAGUUUUGUUUGGGGACAUGUUAAUUUAUUGCUUUCAAAAGUAAAAAGAAUAAUAUAAUAAUGUGACAUUCAAAAGACUUGGGUCCGUUGUUUUUUUUGGUUUUUUUUUAGUGGUUGAUAUAUCUUGUAGAGAAUUUAGUUAAUUUUAGUGUUAAAGUUGACAUAUCUUCUUGGGCCUAGAUUACGUUAAUAUUUAUCUCCAAAUAGUUUCUCAUCUUUUGUGGCAUAAUUAGCACAGAUUCUGCAAGGGGACUGAAUAUUUACAACUUUUGAAUAGUGUAAGGAAACUGACUUCUACAGAAAAACUCCCUGUGAAAUCAGCCCAUAACUGGAAGGAAUAUCUGUUAAGAAUAAGGUUUAGCUUUAAGAUUUAGAAUUUGAAUUGGAAUUUUUUACACUCAACUUCAUAAACAUUUAAAAUCUCAUAGAGCAAAAGUAAGGUGUUUCUCAAACAACUCCAGAGCUCAAAUUUUAAAACUGUCUGCCAUAGUCUAUAGUGCUCAGUUCUCUUCCUCCAGUCUUUGGUGAAUUUCAGAAUAUUGCUGCCUUAGUUAAUUUUAGCUGAGAGGGAACCUGUUCAGGAUUCUGUAAACGUCUGUCUUGCUCUAGGACCAAUAAGAGAUCACAGAGAGCAUUUGCGGGAGGGAAAGGGAAAAAUUUAUAAACAGAAGACCCAUCAGCCUAUAAUCCUUUGAGGCCUAUUGAUACUAUGUUGAAGGCAUUCUUGUUGAAAUAAUUGCACUGUAUAAAAAAUUAAUAAUAAAUUUUUGGCAAAUAAUUA